Plectropomus leopardus (leopard coralgrouper) is the source of this 2682-nucleotide messenger RNA. It is a transcript of the gene bsg, whose product is annotated as basigin. The record is from RefSeq and is a predicted model, not a curated record. NCBI's taxonomy places the organism in Eukaryota, Metazoa, Chordata, Actinopteri, Perciformes, Serranidae. Gene Ontology annotation, cellular component: axon; plasma membrane. Gene Ontology annotation, biological process: homophilic cell-cell adhesion; dendrite self-avoidance; axon guidance. Gene Ontology annotation, molecular function: cell-cell adhesion mediator activity.
UAGAGGACGACCAACUACAUCGGCUCCACUGUUGAUCAUUCAGCUCCUACAUCUGGCAGGAAGUUCGGGAGCAACAAGAUCCAACCCGUCCUACUAAACAUUUCCAUUUUUAUUCGACGUUUUAGUAACACUGAAACAUCGACUAUGAAGUUACUGUGGGCUGUCAGUGCCCUGCUGUUGAGCUGUUGGCGAGCUAACGCGUCCACAGCCCCAAACAUUAUCAGCGAGCCUGCAGAGGUCAGCAACCAGACCUCCGCAGUCCUUACCUGCAACCUGACAGAGACCAGCCUUCCCAGCAAGGGCUCCUUCUGGACCCACAAUGGCAAACUUCUGGAAGAUUCCAAGUCUGACGCCCAUUCAUACACAGUCCUCCGUUUGGACAAGAUCACCCACAGUUCUGGUGGAAAGUAUGAGUGUGUGUUUAUGACUGAUCCAGAGGCGAAGCAGACAAUUGAAGUCAAAACACUUCCCCAUGUUGCAGCCUACAAGCACUCUGAGCACGGAAAUGAGCAGGACAAAGGUGUGAUGGUCUGCGUGAGCCAUGGCUAUCCACUGCCCACUGACUGGAACUGGUACAAAGAGGAAGAUGGUGGCCUAAAGGCCCUCAUCAACGGUACUCUCAAGUAUGAGAUCAAGAGCACUCCCAACAAGACCACUCUGACCAUUCAUGAGCUGAGCAUCGAAAAUGACAUAGGAGACUACAUCUGCUCUGGAACCAAUGAGCUUGGCACAACCACUGACCAGAUCCACCUUCGUGUCCGCAGUCGCUUGGCUGCUCUCUGGCCCUUCCUUGGCAUCGUGGCCGAGGUCAUCAUCCUGGUGACCAUCAUCUUCAUCUACGAGAAGAGGAGAAAGCCUGAUGAGAUCAAUGAUGACGACGACUCAGGAUCUGCUCCUCUGAAGAGCAAUUCUACUACAAACCACAAAGACAAGAAUGUGAGGCAAAGGAAUUCUAAUUAGAAGCUGAACGAGCUGGACAUCCAGAUGGCAGUCCAGGAUCCAGCUGUUGUGUGGCACAUUAUACUGUGCACCCUGCAAUUUUCAGUACUUUCUUCGUGCUUGGGUGUUAAUGUUUUAAGAAACUGACUGAUUUCCUCUCGUUUUAUUUUUCUUCUAUAUUCUUCUCCACAUUGUGCAGCCACAGAACAUAGUGUGAAGUAGUUUCUGCUUGAGGCCGCGGGGCAAAUAUUGCAUGAGUUUAAAUGCCGUUUUAGCAAAGUGUGUGUUCGUUGUAAAAUCAUUAGACUGUUCACGUGAGGAAUGCCUCGUUUGUGCUUUAUUUUCUGUCGAUGCUGAUUCUGCACUGACCUCACAGCUGUCGGUUUUUGCUUUUAUACGGGGUUCCCACGGUCCGGAAAUUCCUGGAGAAGUUAGGAAAUUUUUUUAAAAAAGUGUUUUGCCGGCCUGGAAAUUGUUUGGAAUUAACAAAAAGUUUUGAAUAUAUAUUGUUUGGCUAUAGUUUAAAAAACUUCCCAAAAAUCCCCAAACAUGUUACUAAUUUAACAUCUUUUGCUGCACUAAGUUACCAUCAAAAUGUCCCCAGUAUCACAUGAUACACAUAGACCAGACCAGCUUCAGGUCCUGGCGCAGACCACACCCCCUUUUGGGUGAAAGAAAUGUGGCGUCAAGUCAGGAAAGAAACGGAAAAAUGCUAAAGGGUUAUAUAUUAAGGUAACAAAGGCUUUGGGAAAUACCCGUAUGUGUCUGUCUGGUCUAUGCAAAAAUUUAGCGUCGAAAGUCUCAUGAGCGAAUAGAUCUUGCCUGGGAAGUGCGUGUUUGAUAAUGUAUGGCUGUAUAGGCCUACCUAUAUAAGCUACUUAAAGUCAUGGAAAUGGGGUCAAAUAUGAUGGAAAUGUUUUGAAAUUCACUGUCAGAAAUGUGUGGGAACCCUGUUUUUUAUUCUCCUCAUCUGGAAUGGUUCCUUGUAAAAAAAAAAAAAAAAAAAACAGCUGUUGAGAGGAUCUUAAACAUGUAUGAUCCUGAUCGAUCACUGCCAUCCUUACAGCAACCACUGGAGUGCAUUUGAAUUCGUGUUUGAUCUGUCCCCACACCGCCGCAAACCUCCCUUAGCAGAGUUUUAUACUUUGCCUUAACAAGCACCAUUUCUCUUUUUUUUUGUGUGUAUAUGUUAAAUUAAAUGCAGAAAUUAUGAAGGAUUGGUUGCCGUAAGAAAUUACAGUUCUUUAGUAGAAAAGCAUUUGUCCUUUAAAUCAUCCUUUUAUUUCCUUUUCCUCUUCACAUAUUUUAAAUCAAAAUUUUAGUCACAAAUGUUUUUGUUGCCAAUGUCACAUCCAGAGUGAAAAUAUAUUAAGGACCAAGUGCAAGUAACAUCUGUUGCUUCUGUCGAACGCAACUCGAAUACCACACAUUAAUGUUUCGGUUUAGUUCAGGAGAGAAUCGUUUGAGAUGUUUGUUUUUUUUUCUUUCUCGCUCAACAUGAUCUGAGAUAAAAAAAACAUUUGUGUGCGAUUGUCGGGCCGUCGUCUCUGUCCCCUCCACUGUGUAGAUGAUUGAGAAGCCAUAUGUUCCAUUUAACCUGAGUAGUGUUGUAAUUGGAUGUUACCAUUUCAGAGUUAAACAAAAAGACCUAGCCAGGAUUGUGUCAAUCGUUGUACCAGCCGAAUACAUGGAACACCAUCUGUUGAACAACUUGCACAAACUGAAUAAAGGUAUUCGAUUUUA